AUGAAAGAAAAUUUCUUUGUAAAAAUUGAGACCAUCCAUCUCCCUGACCGAGGCACCACCGAGAAUGCUCACGGUCUUCCUCCAGAGGAGCUCGCAAGAAGGGAUGUGGUCGACAUCGAUAUUGCUAAUGACAACGAAUUCUUGCACGCCGGUGAUAUCACACCAGCCACAAUACCCAGCAAGUUUGUGAGCUCCAAAACUGGUCGAGGUCCUUUGACCGAAAAUUGGCAAGAAACGGUUGAACCGGUGAUGUGUGCUUACAAGCUUGUCAGUGUUCACUUCAAAUGGUUUGGUCUCCAAAAAAUGGUUGAAAGUUACACUCACACACAAUACCCUCGAUUAUUCUCCAAAUUUCACCGCGAGGUAUUUUGUUGGAUUGAUAAGUGGCACGGUUUGACGAUGGAGGAUAUCAGAGCUAUAGAAGCGAAAGCUCAAAAAGAGCUGGAAGAACAACGAAAGACUGGAACGGUCAGCAUUAUUUUUUAUAUUAGUUUAUUUCUUUUUUUCCGUUUCUGCAUGCAAACAUAUAAGACUAUUUUCAUGGAACGAAUGGUAGUAGUUGAAAGAAGAAUCUUUUACAGGAGGUAUUUUUAGUU
This is a messenger RNA of Cylicostephanus goldi, 596 nucleotides long. The record is from the annotation of a GenBank genome assembly. NCBI's taxonomy places the organism in Eukaryota, Metazoa, Nematoda, Chromadorea, Rhabditida, Strongylidae.